AUGCAUAAGGAUAACAAGAACAAAAUAGCCAAACACCCUGACCAAGCCAACAGCAUCUGGAAGGUCACCCAAGUUUUCCUCGGCUUUGUCCACCUCUACUCAGCCAACCGUUCUUCCCUUCCCGGGAAGGAAGAGGAAGGUGUGGAGGCUAGACGCCUGGCGCGCCGCCUCCGGGCCGGCAAAGGGGCCCCGCCGGGCCGGGAGCGGGACCGGGAGCCCGGAGCCUCCCUCGGGUGCCCCAAGUGCCACGGCUUCCUCUACGAGCCCGUCUCGCUGCUGUGCGGCCACACCUUCUGCAAGAAGUGCCUGGAAAGGGAGGCCAGCCCGGGCGGCCCCGCCGGAUGCGACCUCUGCCCGGCCCUCCCCGGCGCCCGGCCCGCCCGGCUCCGGGUCAACGUCGUCCUCAGCAACCUGCUGGCGAAGUGGUUUCCCGGGCAAGUCAAGGCGUCGCGGCUCCGGCACGAAGGGAACCUCCUGUACCAGGAGAAGCAGCUCCGGGCGGCUCUCCAGAAGUACGACGAAGCGGUGCGCUUAGCUCCCAGAGAUCAUUUGUUAUAUAGCAACCGGUCCCAGAUUAAUUCUACCUUGAAGUGUUGCAGAGAAGCACUGGAUGACGCAGAAAUGGCCUGUCGGCUCCAGCCGUAUUGGGCGAAGGGUCACUUACGGAAAGGCCAAGCCCUCGCUAACCUUGGGAAAACGGAAGAAGCUUUACAUGAGUUUUUAUUCUGCCUUGCUUUGGAUAGUGGGAAUCGAACAGCCAAAUCCGACUCUCAAAGGGAAAACAUGGACCAAGAUAAAAACUCUUCUGUCCGUGAAGAUCAGAAAAUGAGGGAGUGUGAAAAUCUAGCAAAAUCCACCUUGGUGACAGAGUGCAGGAAAGGGAGCUUGGAUGAGAACAGGGGUGCCUCCUCAGAAGUAGAGUCUGACCUCCACAUUUCUGAGAAAUGCAGACUUCUGAAGAGAAAGCACUGCUCAGAAGGGAUGCCGAACACAGACCCACCAAGCAAAAUUGUGAAAAGGGAUAACGCUGAUGGGAAAGGAUCCGGCGCUGGGAACGGCAUUCUUUUUGAAGCGGUGGAUCCAUCUGAACUGGAGUGCUCUUUGUGCAUGAGACUCUUCUAUGAACCGGUCACCACCCCUUGCGGACACACUUUCUGCCUGAAAUGUCUGGAAAGGUGCCUGGAUCACAACCCCAAAUGCCCCCUCUGUAAAGAGGAGCUUUCAGAGUGUUUGGCAAUGAGGAAACACUGUAAGACUGUUCUCCUGGAGGAGUUGAUUGCAAAGUAUCUUCCGGAGGAGCUCACGGAACGGAGAAAGCUUUACGAAGAGGAGAUGGCUGAACUUUCCAAUUUGAAUAAGAAUGUACCCAUAUUUGUCUGCACAAUGGCUUACCCCACGGUCCCCUGCCCACUGCACAUCUUUGAACCCUGUUACCGACUGAUGAUCCGGAGAUGCAUGGAGACUGGCACCAAGCAGUUCGGCAUGUGCAUCGGGGACCCUGUCCGAGGGUUCGCGGAUUACGGCUGCAUCCUAGAGAUAAGAAACGUGGAGUUCUUUGCCGACGGCCGGUCGGUGGUGGACAGUAUCGGCAAGAGGCGAUUCAAAGUGUUGCGGCACGGCCAGCGUGACGGGUACAACACGGCGGAUAUCGAGUACAUAGAAGAUCAGCCGGUGCAAGGAGAAGACUAUGCCAGCUUGGUUGUCCUUCAUGAUUCUGUAUACCAUCAGGCCUGCAUGUGGUUUGAUUCUCUCAAGUCAACACUCAAGAGCCGUAUCCUGAACCACUUUGGCCCCAUGCCUGCUAAGGACGCCGACCCACAGGCCAGCCCCAACGGGCCUGCCUGGUGCUGGUGGAUACUGGCCGUCCUCCCUCUUGAGAGCCGGGCCCAGCUCCCGUUCCUCGCCAUGAUGUCUCUGAAAGACCGCCUGAACGGCAUCGGGCGUAUCCUUGCCUUCAUGUCCCGUGCGAGAUCGCGAUGAUAUCAUGAGAAGUUCUGGGAACCCACUGGCCGUGUUUGAGCCAUCCUUCUUAACUGUGGCUACUUCUGUGUGCCAGAGCCUUCUUUCUUCAAGCUUGUGUGUGUGUGUGUGUGUCUCACUCUCGUACACUGUUUCUGAUCCUUGACUGGUCGUGAAGAAGACAACAGCAGAGAAGAGGUGUUUGUAUUAGAAAAGGACUUCCUUGUUGCUGGAUUAGAGCUUGCAUUCUCUGCACCAGCUGAA
Pogona vitticeps (central bearded dragon) is the source of this 2223-nucleotide messenger RNA. NCBI's taxonomy places the organism in Eukaryota, Metazoa, Chordata, Lepidosauria, Squamata, Agamidae. The record is from RefSeq and is a predicted model, not a curated record.